AUGGCCUGCUGCUUCAAGCAGCCCACCGUUGAGGACGACGACGGGCCGACUUUGGUUGCGGGAAAGUUCGCCGCCGACAACGCGCCGGCCGGGCAUGUCGUGAACCGAGACUCUGAGCUGAAGUCGAGAAAAGCCUCGAACGCGCGGCCCGCCCGAAUCUCGAACGGCGCCGCGCACUCAGGACGCGCACCGAGGCUGUCCAUGGGGGACACCGACGACGAGUGGCACGAUGCGGAGGACACGAUGCCUUCUCUCGACCCCACGUGGGCUAACUCCCCGAGCUCGAAGGAGAUUGGAUCGAUCCUUGAGGAGCACGGGAUCAAGCUGGAGGUCAGGGAGGCACCCGCAGAGGGCAUCGGCCGGUGCCUCAUCCCCCGCUUGGACAUCCCCUUCGAGAAACCCGGAGACGGCGAUACGUUGAGUUGGAGCGCUAACCCGCUUGGCCAAGGGUUCAGACUGCGCGGCAAGCAGUACAAGAAAGAUAGGAAGAAGUUCCCGUCCGAGAAGCCCCUGUACGACGUCGUCCACGUCUUGGCGUUUCGGAGCGACAAGCAGAAGCUGGACUUUGGCGAGCUGAUCUUCGGCGGCGACGUCGGUGAGAUCAUCCACGGGUGUCCGACGGUGUACAUCGCGAAUCUCAUGUUGCCGGACUAUCCCCCGGCGAAUCCGCUGUGGGGCAAGAAGGAAAAGGGCGGUCCGGACGGUCCCGGACAGCACAUCGUCGUGGUGGCGAGGAUGACGGAGGAGACUCGCGCUGAGCUGGAGCGCUGCGGCGGGGAUGUUGACAAGAUGGCGCCGGAGGUUGGUCUGAUGGCGCGCCAUUUCAGGGCGGGGCCGCACGAUGAAAACGGCAUGGACAUGCCUCCGCACCCCGCGCCUGUGAGGCACUGCACGAAGAUGGUGUGCAUGGUGGCGGAUGGGCAGCAGGAGCUCCCGAUGGUGGUGCGCGUGGCCAUCGGGCAGGGUAACGGGAAGCCAUUCAUGGUGAACAAGACGGGUUACUUCACCAAGCAUGAGGGCAAAGGGUACUUCGAGAUCGCAGUGAACGCCCACAACUUCGGGCAGUUCGCGACGAACGGUCUGAGAAAUUGUCACAGCUUCUUCAAGCACCUCGUGCUUGACAUCGGUGUGACGCUGCAAGGGGAUCAUCCAGACGAGCUGCCGGAGCGGCUCCUUUUUGCCUUCCGAGCGGUCAAGCCGGACCUUCACCACAUCCAGGUCCACGUCGACGAGCUCGACGAGGAGGCGAAAUCGAUCGGUAAGGGACGGGAGGCCAGGCCUUGGUUGAGUUGGGACGAGCUGAAGAUGCCCGGCACGUGA
Micromonas commoda is the source of this 1320-nucleotide messenger RNA. RefSeq lists its product as hypothetical. The coding region runs from base 1 to 1320 and encodes 439 amino acids. Lineage: Eukaryota; Viridiplantae; Chlorophyta; Mamiellophyceae; Mamiellales; Mamiellaceae. The transcript has a single exon. The record is from RefSeq and is a predicted model, not a curated record.